CUCCAAAAUGAAUGACGGUUUUGAAAAGAAGAAGAAUGCUAAUCUUACUGGAAGGAAAAAAGGAGGGAUUAUUACAUUGCCCUUUAUCUUUGCCAGUGAUGUUUGUGAGAAAUUAGCUGUGGUGGGUAUCGCUACGAACAUGAUAAACUACUUAACAACAGAGCUACACAUGCCAUUAACCAAAGCUGCUACUACGAUCACUAACUUUGCUGGAACUGCAAGCUUGACUCCAUUGCUUGGUGCCAUCAUUUCUGAUUCUUUUGCUGGAAAAUUCAUGACUAUUACUGUUGCUUCCACUAUCUACCUAAUAGGUAUGAUUAGUUUAACCUUGUCAGCAAUCAUUCCUAAAUUAAGACCACCUCCAUGUAAAGGGGAAGCGGUAUGCCAAGUAGCUAAUUCAGGACAGCUGAUAGUUCUCUACUUAUCACUUCUAUUUGGAGCAAUAGGGUCGGGUGGAAUCCGACCCUGCGCUGUUGCAUUUGGAGCCGAUCAAUUCGAUGAUUUGGAUUCAAAGCAAAAAACAAAGUCUUGGAAUUAUUAUAAUUGGUACUAUUUUGUGACCGGAGUAGCAAUGCUUGUGUCUGUGACUGUUCUUGUUUAUAUUCAAGACAAUGUUGGAUGGGGAUGGGGCCUAGGAAUUCCUACAAUAGCUAUGUUUCUCUCAAUUAUUACUUUCAUCGGCGGAUAUCCACUUUACCGGCAUUUGAACCCGAAAAAAAGCCCGUUUACUGGACUUGUAAGAGUGUGUGUUGCUGCUUUUCGUAAGAGGAAGAUACCAGAAGUGUCUGAUUCUAAAAUGUUAUACCAAAAUGAUGAGAUUGAUGCUUCUAUUACUUUGAAAGGGAAGCUGCUUCAUUCCGAUCAAUUUAAAUUCUUGGACAAGGCAGCAACAGUGACAGAGGAAGAUAAUACCAAAACACCAGACUUAUGGAGACUAUGCACAGUUCAUAGAGUAGAAGAAUUAAAAUCAAUAAUCAGAAUGGGACCAAUAUGGGCAUCUGGAAUACUUCUAAUCACAGCAUAUUCCCAAAUAAACACAUUCUCCCUCCAACAAGGCAAAACUAUGGACAGACAUCUAACCAAAUCCUUCCAAAUUCCUGCAGGGUCCAUGUAUGUAUUCACCCUCCUAGCCAUGCUCAUCACCACUGCUCUCUACGACCGUGUCUUAAUCCCUGUGUCCCGUAGAUUCACUAAACUCGACCGUGGUAUAAGCGUCCUUUGUAGAAUGGCGAUUGGAUUAGUGAUAUCAAUUUUCCCUACUUUAGUUGCUGGAUUCAUUGAAAUGAAACGAAAAAAGAUAGCUAUGGAACAUGGACUCAUUGAACACUCGAACGAAAUAAUCCCAAUGUCAGUUUUUUGGCUUCUGCCACAAUAUUGCCUUUAUGGAAUGGCUGAAGCUUUUAUGUCAAUUGGGCAUAUAGAGUUUUUCAACGGCGAAGCUCCGGAGAGUUUGACAAGUACUGCAAUGGCAUUUUAUUGGAUUUCAAUUUCUAUUGGGAACUAUGUUAGUACACUUAUGGUUACCUUGGUUCACAAGUUUUCUGCAGGGUCUAAUGGUGAAAAUUGGCUUCCUGAUAAUAACCUUAAUAAGGGAAAGCUAGAAUACUUUUACUGGCUAAUCACAAUCAUGCAGGUUAUUAAUCUCAUUUACUACUUGAUUUGUGCUAAAAUGUACACUUACAGGCAAAUUCAGAACCAUCAUGAGGAGAAUAACAUUUCAGAAGACAACAACAUUGAGCUUAGUAAUAAUGUUUAGGUAAAUAUUUAUAAGGAUUAUUUGCAUUUAGUUGCUUAGACAGCAACAUUGAGUUGCUUAGAUUUGGAUUUAGUCACCCCACAUGUAUGGAUGUUUUUUUUUUUUUUUUUAUAAGCAUCACAUGUAUGGAUGUGAAUUAGGUGAUCAUUUCCAAUAAAUAAUUACAAUUACUUAUUAUCAUUUAA
Molecule: messenger RNA, 1941 nt
Organism: Trifolium pratense (red clover)
Lineage: Eukaryota; Viridiplantae; Streptophyta; Magnoliopsida; Fabales; Fabaceae
Product: protein NRT1/ PTR FAMILY 3.1-like
Exons: 4
Coding region: 8-1756 (582 amino acids)
Biological process (GO): transmembrane transport
Cellular component (GO): plasma membrane
Molecular function (GO): transmembrane transporter activity
Source: RefSeq, a predicted model, not a curated record